AUGAGUAGCUACUCGGUGGUUAGCAGACGAAGUAGUGGAUCUCGAUCGUCAGGCCUGCAGAUGGCUCGCCUCCUCGUGGCCUCUAGGGGGUUGGACAACAAAACAGAACAGAACAAUGACCCGCUUUCUGCAUUGUAUUUACGGCUCCUGGGUAUAAUAAAUAGUGCGUUUUAUUUGCUGUCAAUUAUAUUAUAACAUAAGGUUUGUUUCUUGUUUUGGCGCUCUUCAAAGCACUAAAAUAUACCAACCGGUUAGUUUUUACCUCUAAAGGCGUAGCCCUUCAAACAACAUAUGAGACUCGAAAAUAGGACGCUGCUGUAGUUCGUGAAUCAAAUUCAGGCUCAAGGUUCCUCUUUCUCAUCAUCCUUCUCUUCCUUAUAAUCGUCUUCAUCUUCUAACCUUCGUGGAUUUCGAGAAGGCGAGACUUCGAUAUGCAGUUGCGUCUGAGGUCAAGUUGAUAGGGAUAUCACCUGACGUGUUAGUGCUGGAAAACUGGGCUUUUGUGAUGCGUGCCAUCGAGGACCUAGAUGUGCAACGAUGUCUCAACGACUUUAGACGAGGAAGGGAACAACAGGCGGAAGAGAAGAAUCAAGGAGGUGUCGUUGUACUAACGGAUACGGGUGAAAAAGAUGAUCAUGUUGAUGCCUCAAACACGAAGCAUUUGCAACCGUAUGAGGGCACAGACGUGAUGACUUUGCGAGGUGAACUUUUCGUCGACGAAAAUUGCGAUUUCGCGAAGCUUCUCGGAGGCGUCCAAAACGGCUUGUUUGGAAAGAAGAUUAGGGCUUCUUAGCUUGUUGUAGAGUUUCACCCCGCGGAAACACGAUUUACAUGAAGUCUUCUAAUAGUAGCUCAAGUAAGUUGUUCUCGUAUCUAUAAUACAGCCUUGCUGAACUACUUGAUGUAGUCACUUGAAGUUGUUGUAGAGGUUUUUUUUCCUUCUUCACUACCAAUCUCUUGCUCUUCUAACUUCGCAACUCUGAAGGCCUAUCUAUGGACUGUGGUAGCUCUGGUUAAGGCUUUACCGGGUGUAAUCGGCAUGUCCCUGAAAAUGGCGAAGGCUAAAGAUGAAUCGAGGAAAGAGUAUUUUGAUAUAAUUCUUGUAGUACUUCAUCUGCUACUAUUCUUCAUCUUGAGUGUCAUCUACUAGCAUCUACAUGAUCUAGGUUUUCUAGCAAGGGCUUGUUUCUAAGGCUAAGACUAUCAUCAACCAGUCUUCAACAUAGGCCGCGCACACGUAGAAUCAUUUUGUUCCCAUCAACCAAGAACCAAAAUGAAUUAAAUAUGGCACAAGAUGAAUACCACACUUAGGUCUUCUCCAGCCAGUCAGUCAAUAUAUGACCGCUCACAUAUGGUAGGGGCGAACCUGAAGGGUGCAGAGUACAAAAACCUAUGGACCACACAGUCAGCGAGUACGAACAUGUAUGCUGGUGGAACGAUGGCCGUCCGGGGACCUGGUUUUAGGGCGCUGGAGUCUAAAAAUCUCCGAUCUUCAAAUGCACCAUAAUAAUCCUCGUGCAUAGCCACAUCAUAUAGUACAAGGAUACUAGCUCUAGCUAGGCGAUCUUGUUCGUAAACCUGCUGCUUUAUCUUUCUUUCCUCUUUGGCUAGCCUCUACUUCUAAUUCUUGCACAGCAGGUGGCCGUGGCGGAGACCCUGAGAUCGUGUUUCAGCAUCGUGAGUAUUUGCUCGCUGAUGUGACGGAUUGUGUGAAGUUGGCGGAGCAGUUGCACAAAGAGGUGAUUGAGUGGCAUGUCGAGAGCGGAGACUGGAUGGCAUUGUUAAGGUCGUUUUGGUCCUCGCUUUUUACAAAUUAAAAUUAUACCAGAGUAGUUUAUAGCACGCAUGGUGCAUGGAGUGCAUGGAGUAGCAUGGAGUGCAUGGAGCGCAGAGCUUUAAGGGGCGCAAGAAGCUCCCCCUUUAGCUCCAUGCUACUCCAUGUGAUCCAUGCACUCCAUGCCAUGCGAGCCGUGAAACCUUAUAAACUGCUCUGUUAUACAACUCACUUUGAUGCUAUUUACCUACAAGAACUUUGCUAUGAAGAAUCGCAUCGCCCUAAGAUUAGACUACGAAGAUGCGGACGGGAAACGAGAAGUGCGGCUCCUGCCUGCCACCGGAGACGAAAAUGAGUUAAGGGGAAGGAAAAAACGUACAGUUAGAAAAAACUCUCUCGUGAACAAAGCACUUACAAAUGUUCGCCAGUCUUAUGUUGUGGAAUAA
Amoebophrya sp. A25 is the source of this 2220-nucleotide messenger RNA. NCBI's taxonomy places the organism in Eukaryota, Dinophyceae, Syndiniales, Amoebophryaceae. The record is from the annotation of a GenBank genome assembly.